This is a messenger RNA of Cladocopium goreaui, 14361 nucleotides long. The record is from the annotation of a GenBank genome assembly. NCBI's taxonomy places the organism in Eukaryota, Dinophyceae, Suessiales, Symbiodiniaceae.
AUGCAUGCAAACGUGCAGGUGGUUACCAUUGAGGAGUGCGUGGGUGAGGUGGACAUUUUCACUUCCGCCACUGGCAACUUCAAGAUCAGUGGGCUUGAGCAGCGCCUCCACGUGGCGCCCACGGGCUUCCUUUUGGAAGUACAGAGCUUGCAAGGAGAGUCCACAUGUUCUCUGAUGAAUUGGCCCAACUUUGCCGAGAUUGUCAUAACUCCCAAGUAUUUGCACUUUGUUCCGAAUGACCUGAUCAUUGCGUCUCAUGACAUUGGACAGUUUGACAUCCUUAAUGUAGACAAAGACAUUGGACAGUUUGACAUCCUUAAUGUGGACAUGUUCGACAGCUGCUUGUUGAGGGAUUCAAGCACAGCGGUCAUGACCCUGAAGGAUGAGGGGAUUUUGCAUCGCUUGAGAGGUGGCACAUCUAGCAGAAAGACCAAGAACAAGAGGAAUCGCAUAAAAGCAUUGAGGAAAAUUGCUUGUGCCAAGACGCCGACAUCAUCAGAGACCUCCAGUGUCAAUCUCUCCCUUUUGGAGCCGUCUUGGAUCAAUGAAGAGGGGAGCGACAAGGAGGAUGAAGUGAAAGAUGGGGAUGUGGCAACUUUAGUUUGCCACAAAUGCAAAACGGAACAUCAGCUUGAGCCUUGUCAGUUUUCUGACUUGGAAAAGGAAGGACUUGAUGUGUCCAAAUUUUGCUGUGAGACAUUCAAUCGCUCCUGCAAGAGCGAGACAUCAUCUGAGUCCGACUUUGAAAAUUUUGAAAAAUCGUCUUCCGACGGCGAUGGUAGCUUUGCGACUAAGGGGGUUGACAAAGCAAUUUCUUUUACGCCAAACUUCAUUGAGAAUUGGAUCCAGGAAGCCAAAGACUGCGACUGGGAUGAGCCUGUUUUUGUACAGUGGCUCAAAGACUUUGAAGAACUCAAUGACAAUUUGCACAUCAACCAGCAGAUCCCGGAAGUUUCAUGGCUUUCCACUUCCAGGAUUGAUGACACAUAUGCUGACAAUUUGGGAAUAGAAGAAAGCAUUAGCAUCGAGGAGCUCUUAAAGCCUUGCGAAAGUGAUGGUGAUGGAGAAGGGAAAGCGACUGAGACCGAGUAUUUCCAACUUAGCAUUGCGGUAGGCGACAGCGGCUCUGGAGAUGAGGAGUCCUAUUUUCCUAGCAUGAUCGUUGCCACAGAGAAGAAGGACGAGGAGGCAUUUUCUCCUAGCAAGAUUGAGGUCACAGAGAAGAAGGUUGAGGAGACAAUUUUUCCUUGCGAGAAUGAGGCUGCUGAAAAGACGGAGGAGCAGACAUCCUUUUCAUGCAAGAUUGAGGAUACUGAGAAGAAAGAUGAGGAGACAUUUUUUCCAUGCGGGACUGAGGCCAUAGAGAAGAAGGACGAGGAGGCAUUUUCUCCUAACAAGAUUGAGGUCACAGAGAAGAAAGAAGUUGAGCCAUUUUCCCAAAACAUCAUCAAGGUCACAGAGAAGAAGGAUGGGGAGACAUUUUCUCCCAGCAAGAUCGAAGUCACCGAAAAGAAAGAAGAUGAGCCAUUUUCCCAAAACAUGAUCAACGUCACAGAGAAGAAGGAUGGGGAGACAUUUUCUCCCAACAUGAUUGAGGUCAUCGAAAAGAAAGACGUGGAGCCACUGUCUUUUAGCACAAUUGAGGCUGCAGAAAAGAAGGACGAGGAGCCACCUUUUCCUUGCGUGAUGAUUGAUAUUGAGAAGGAAGUUGAGGAGCCAUUUUCCCAGAACAUGAUCAAGGUCACAGAGAAGAAGGAUGGGGAGACAUUUUCUCCCAGCAAGAUCGAAGUCACCGAAAAGAAAGAAGAAGAGCCAUUUUCCCAAAACAUGAUCAACGUCACAGAGAAGAAGGAUGGGGAGACAUUUUCUCCCAACAAGAUAGAGGCCAUCGAAAAGAAAGAUGUUGAGCCACUGCCUUUUAGCACGAUUGAGACUGCAGAAAAGAAGGACGAGGAGCCACCUUUUCCUUGCGUGAUGAUUGGUAUUGCGAAGAAAGUUGAGGAGCCAUUUUCCCAGAACAUGAUCGAGGUCAUAGAGAAGAAGGAUGGGGAGACAUUCUCUCCCAGCAAGAUCGAGGUCAUUGAAAAGAAAGAAGAGGAGCCAUUUUCCCAAAACAUGAUCAACGUCACAGAGAAGAAGGAUGGGGAGACAUUUUCUCCCAACAAGAUUGAGGUCAUCGAAAAGAAAGACGUGGAGCCACUGUCUUUUAGCACAAUUGAGGCUGCAGAAAAGAGGGACGAGGAGCCACCUUUUCCUUGCGUGAUGAUUGAUAUUGAGAAGGAAGUUGAGGAGCCAUUUUCCCAGAACAUGAUCAAGGUCACAGAGAAGAAGGAUGGGGAGACAUUUUCUCCCAGCAAGAUCGAAGUCACCGAAAAGAAAGAAGAGGAGCCAUUUUCCCAAAACAUGAUCAACGUCACAGAGAAGAAGGAUGGGGAGACAUUUUCUCCCAACAAGAUUGAGGCCAUCGAAAAGAAAGAUGUUGAGCCACUGCCUUUUAGCACGAUUGAGACUGCAGAAAAGAAGGACGAGGAGCCACCUUUUCCUUGCGUGAUGAUUGGUAUUGCGAAGAAAGUUGAGGAGCCAUUUUCCCAGAACAUGAUCGAGGUCAUAGAGAAGAAGGAUGGGGAGACAUUCUCUCCCAGCAAGAUCGAGGUCAUUGAAAAGGAAGAAGAGGAGCCAUUUUCCCAAAACAUAAUCAACGUCACAGAGAAGAAGGAUGGGGAGACUUUUUCUCCCAACAAGAUUGAGGUCAUCGAAAAGAAAGACGUGGAGUCACUGUCUUUUAGCACGAUUGAGGUUGCAGAAAAGAAGGACGAGGAGCCACCUUUUCCUUGCGUGAUGAUUGGUAUUGAGAAGAAAGUUGAGGAGUCAUUUUGCAAAGACAAGAUCGAGGUCACAGAGAAGAAGGAUGAGGAGGCUUUUUCUCCUAGCAAGCUUGAGGUCACAGAAAAGAAAGAUGUGGAGCCAUUUUCCCAAAACAUGUCCAACGUCAAAGAGAAGAAGGAUGGGGAGGCUUUUUCUCCCAGCAAGAUUGAGGUCAUCGAAAAGAAAGAUAUGGAGGUUUUGCCUUUUAGCAAAAUUGAGGCUGCGGAGAAGAAAAACGAGGAGCCACCUUUUCCUUGCGUGUUUGAAGCUAUUGAGAAGGAAGAUGAGGGGGCGCCUCUUUGUCGCGUGAUUGAGGCCACAGAGAAGAAGGAUGGGGAGACUUUUUCUCCCUGCAAGAUGGAGAUCAUCGAAAAGAAGAAUGAGGAGCCACCUUUUCCUUGCGUGAUUGAGGCUGCUGAGAAGAAAGAUGCGGGUUCUUUUCUUUGCGAGUGCGAAGACACAGAAAAGAAGGAUGAGGAUUUAUCUUUGUCCUGUUUGGAAAAGAACGCUUCAGAAAAGAAGGAUGAGGGGAUAUCUUCCCCUGGCAAGCAAGAGGAAAGCGCUGAGGAUAUCAUUGAGAUGUUCUGCAGUAUCUAUAGCAGCGCAAAUGCACAGCUUUCUGAACUCAGAGGAGCUGGCAACAAUGAGGAAGCUAAUGAUUUCAGAGGAGGCGCAGGAGGAUCCAACGCCACAAAGAAGAAAAGAGACAUUGGGGAUUGCCUAGACAUGAUUGCUUCUAUCCUCAAAUACAAGACCAACGUGGAGGAAGCGCAGGAGCUUGAAGAAUUGAUCAAAGAAGCCAAAGGACACCUUGGAAGUCAAAAGCAAGGACAAUGUUUCUAUGGAAAAAUCCGAGCUGACAGCAACAAUGAAGAAGGCAAAGGAGGAAGCAAAGGAAAAUCCAAGACGAAAGGAAAAACAAAGAAGGAGGAUGAGCUUCCCCGCUUUGAUCUUUCGAGAAGAUGGCCAAAGACACAGCAGACCACAUGGCAAUCCUUGCAUAAGUCGUUGGAAGAAGGAGAAGUUCCAAAAGGUGAGAUUGCAAUUGUCAAAAGCGUCCAACAACUGCGACAAUUACAAACGCUUGCACAAGACCUUAAGAUCAACAAGUCAAUGCUGCUGGUUGCCAAAAGAAUUGGCACUGAUGACAUCCCGGAUUCCUGCCAAAGCCUUCUUCUCCCCUGGAUGGGGAACUUGGCCAUGAUCGAUGCGGUUGUUGGUAAUCUCAACAGACAAAAGCCCAAUUUGGAGAAAGAGAAGAUCAACGAGCGCAAGAUGGAAACUGCCAAGCGCGAUGACCUUGUCUCUUUGCGUUUGACAGCUCCAUGGAAGUAUAUCUCCGAGAAGAAUAAGCAGAUCUUGCAGCAGAAACCUGAAUACUCAGCCAGACUUUUGGACGACAGCUUGAAAGAGGCGAGGACCAACAGAUGGGAAAGCUCAGAAUCCCUCCUCACUGGAUACCUCAUGAUCAAUAAGCAGGAUGUUGGAAAGAUGAUGAAUUGCUCUGGAAAAAAUGGUAUCUUUGUGACGCGUCUUUCGCAGGACAUCGUUGUCAAACCUGCUGCCUUGUGGAUCACCAGAUUGAACGAUGAAAGCCAUCAUGAUUACCUUCAGAGAACCAUCCAGGAAGCGAAUGGCGCUCCUUUGACUUGGAGACGUGGAGAUGGCAAUGAUUUGGGGUACCACUGCAAGGAGGAGGACAUCACCGACAAGACUUGGGCGGUGAAGCCCAUGGAAAAUUAUGGACAAUGCAAUGAAAAGCAAAGCGCCUAUGCCUACCAGGCCGAGAUUGAUGGCCAUAUCAGACGCCUAUCAAUUGUCCGAUGGAAGUCCAGCAGAAAGCCAAAAGAAGAGACCUUUCAGGUUAGCGGCCCUAGGUGGUUCAGUGAACACUUUGCAUAUGAGAAGGUUGGCCCUACCCAGGUUUUGGAACCCACACAGAUCGAUGCCAAUAUGGAUGAAGAAGUUGAGGAGGCCAACAAAACCACCUCACCACCAAAGAAGAAGGCGAAACCAUCAAAACUCAGAGGAGGUGAGCUUGGACCAGAAGGGCUGAACUUGCGCACUUUGGAGCUCGGUGGCACUGGAGAUUGUGGGUGGCGAGCCAUUGCCUUCCAACUUGCAGCCAUCAAUACAAAAUCAUGCAACCUCGCUGACAAUGUUAUGUCCAAGAUCACAAUCCUUGGAAAAGCCCUCAGAAGCCAAGCACUUUUUCACCUCUGCGAAGUUGAUAAAGAGUGGCAGAACCACUGGGCACCAGAUGAUGCUUGGACCCACCUUACUGAAGAUGGACCUCCCGCGAAAGACAUCAAGACCUUUGCGACAGACACCAUACACAGAGACAAUAGAUGGAUUUGCCACUACGGUUUGAUGGCGGUUUCUGCAGUGAAGAAAGUUCACCUUGUCAUUUGGCAAUACAAGGGAGAAGACAGCGAGCCUUGGUCGAAGAUUGCGGUCAUCUCACCCAAUGAUGAAAAGAAAAGGCUGCCUAUCAUUCACCUUGCAAAAGAUGGUGGACACUACAUGCCGCUGAUUUCAGACACUUUGCAGAAGCCUGACUAUAGCCUGCUUGACGGUUCCGCUUGGACUUCAAAGGGUAUUCAGAGCAAGAUUAAGAACGAAACAAGAGAAAUCUUUAGAGCUGGAGGAGAAAUUGAGAUUGGAGGAGAAGACCAUCCACGUUCUCCUGUCCCUGAUGAAGAUCUCCCAUUUGAGCUGAAAGAUGGAACUGAUGGAUCAAGUGGCUUGAAUCUACGUGCGUUGGAGCUUGGGGGCACUGGAGAUUGCGGAUGGAGAUCCAUCGCCUUUUUGAUUGCUGCUUUCAAUACAUGUCAGGACAAUUUGGUCAACAAAGUGAUUCCCAAUAUUGCUUUUCUUGGAAAGACCCUGAAGCGACAAGCUCUUAGAUUUCUUUGCGAAGAAAACCUCGAAUGGCAAGAACAUUGGGUUCCUGAUGACUCCUGGACUGUUCUUACCGAAGAUGGCCCGCCAGCCGAGGAUGUGCACACCUUUGCAACUGAGACUCUCCACCGUGAAAACAGGUGGAUCUGCCACUAUGGUUUGAUUGCGGUUGCUGAGAUCAAGAAGAUCCACUUGGUCAUUUGGCAGUACAAUGGAAAUGCGGAAGAACCUUGGACAAAGAUUGCUGUGAUUUCCCCCAAAGAUGACUGGAGACAAUUUCCUUCAAUCCACCUUGCGAAAGAUGGUGGCCACUACAUGCCUUUGAUUCCUGACUCGAUCGAGAUCCCUGGCAACAACUUGCGUGCAAAUGGUAGAGUUUGGAGAGCCAAAAGUUUGUCAAGUAGAACAAUGAAAGAUUUUGGUUUCAGAGGUGGGACCAAUGCAAUCACUGACUCAAAGAGCAAAGCAGAUCCCAGCGUUUUUGAUGAUUUCAUGGACUUGCUGAAGUCACCAACGCCUUGGAGCACACCAAAGAAGACAGUGGAUACUCCGAAGAGUUCGAAGUCUUUGAGGACACCCAAUAUCCAGGAGAUCCUUAGAACUCCAAGGACACCAGCAACACCAAUGAGCUCCUCGAAUGCUGCUGAGAACACUGCAAACGAGCCGACCUCAUCAAAGACCUUGCGCUGGGCAUGCCCUUUUUGUCAAUUUCAGUGCUGCGUUAUCGAUCCGUCCAAAAGAACUCAGGAUAUCAGAACCCAUCUUGACAAGUUCCAUGCGGUUGAGGUCAAGAAGGCUAAAGACAAGAACAUCAGAGACGGCACUUCAGCUUCUGGUCGUCAUGGUUUGGGAAUUGCCACACUCUUGAAGCCGAUUCCUUUUUUGAAAGUUUCGAAGGAGGAGGCCAAAAUGCGCUGCCCUUAUUGCAAGCUUGGCACCACCAUGCAGCCAAGCAACACAGCUCUUAGGAAAAAGACCUUGAAGCAUCACUUGAAGAAUUGCACGAAGGCCCCCAAAGAUUGCACUCUCAGAAUGUUCUAUGCGGCCAGAAUGAAAAACGAAGGAGGAAUCUGCCUUGGAGAUAGCAAAGCACACCGAGAGAAAAUGCUGUGCGGCAUUUGGAAUAAAGCAGAUGGAAAAGCGAAAGCCUUUGGACAUGAACCUCACAGAAUUUUCGAUGACAAAGGCCAUGCUUGCGAUGUCUUUUGCAAGAAGUGUUGGAGAAUUUCUUCUCACUCAAGAACUUGGAAUCAGCCCUGCGAAGGAGAGGAGGCAAGGGACAGACCCAGAAUCCUCCCUUCAGUGCAAUUUUGGCAAAAGUACACCAAGAAGUUUGGAGAAAGCAAGUUUUUUGACAUUCUUGGGCUCUGCCACCCACAACAGGAAAGAAUCCGUGUUGCUUUGUUGGAAAGCAAGAGGAGAAAGACACUUCUGCAGCGAAAGAUCAAGAAGCGAGGAAACAAGAAGACUUCAAAGCUUGAGCACAAGAGACUUCGACUUGAAGGUCUCAGAAACAAGGCAUUGGUUGAUGCGAAGAGCUUUGGUCAUGCCCCUGUGGCUUGGUGGAUGAACUCUACUGCAAAGAUUGGACAUCAGAAGCUAUACAAGAUCAUGCGCCUCAACAAGAAAGAGCAAAAAUUGGUUGAAGAGAACAUCAAGGAGUACAUCAAAAGAAAGAAAGAAGGCUCCAAGAAGGAGAUUUACUGCAAUGUGGAAGAAUGGAAAGCCACCCUUGGUAGGAUUUCUUUUCUUGGCUACACUGCCUAUGCAUCUGCAACGGUCAUCCAUGGAGCCAAGUGCAAUGGCGUGCUGACACUUGUUUCCAACCAAGUUCAUUCCAGAAUGUUUGACGAGUUCUACAACAAUCGUGGUUUUGCUGCUAUCGCUAUUCAGGUUCAAGACAUUCUCAUGAUCAACAGCUACUGCCCUCCGGUUGCCUGCGAGAUUCAUCAACAUGCCAUUGAAUUUGAGGAUUUACUGGUCAGGCUGGACUGGCAAGGCCCACUUUUACUUUGCGGCGACUGGAAUCAAGAACCCCAUGAAUGUUUGAUUGCUGCUCUUGCAUCUAUGUUCGGGUGCGUCACUGUGGAUAUUUGCGAAGACUCAUCUAGAUGGCAAGGUAGAAGGCUCAUCGAUUUCUAUAUUUCAAACAUACCUCAUUUGCGCUCUCAUGCUCUGGAUGCGAAGAUUUCUGACCAUAAGAUCAUUGAGACCAUGGCUGAAUUGGAGCUUUGCAAUUUCCAAGUUCAACGUUUCAAGAAGGGUGCCAACUUUGAUAAGCCUAGCUGGAUUGGAGCUAGGAAGUGGGAGCAACUUUUACUUCAAGCGUUUGACAUUGAGAAAGCCACCAACUGGCAGCGUGCUUGCCUCCUCACGGACGAUGGCGCCCCCAUUCCAAGCCUGAUUGACGAUGAGGACCAUGACCAGGAAAUUGUUGACUACACAUGGAGAUUGACUCAAUCAAAAGGUUUGACCAUUUUUCAAACUGCAUACAAAUUGGCUCUUCUUUGUAUUCCGGACGGCUUUGGCGAUAUUUGGGAAAUUAGAAGAGUUGAGAAACUUGCGAAUAAGAUCCAAAAGUCUCGCCUCAAAGUCGAGAAGCACUCCUGGGAUCAACAUUCACCACAGUUCCGCACUCCCAUGGCUAGAAGGAGAACAAGAAACAAGCUGAAUCUUGCACAUGAGCUCUUGGUUUUAUUACGAAAAGGAAAACAUAGCCAUGUCUCUUUCAACAUGAUGAGGAAGCUCUAUGGCAAAAACUUUAUGGACCUCGAAAUCAAUCAGCAGAAAGUCUCCGAUGAUAUUCAACUUUGGGAAAAACAACUGCACAAGCUUGAAAAUGAAGACAGAGAACGUGCGUAUGGGAGAUGGAGGAGGAAGAUUGCCUCUGACUACUCCUACAGGGCCAACUGGAUCAACAAGAAGAAAAUCAGCUAUUACCCACAGGUCCAGAAUGAUCACAGAACCUCAACUUCGAAGCCAACCGCUGUUGACCUCAUUCAAGAGUUUGACAAGAACCUCAAAAGCACUGUUGCAAUGACUCCGCAACAGAGACAAUGCAGAGCUCAGGAAAUUGCUCAGUUUCUCAGUCAAUAUCAAGGUAGAGUUCAUGGCAGAGAACCUAAUUUGGAUGACCUGCGCAAGGCCAUCAAGAAUGCGAAAGGUGGUCCAGGCCUCGACCAAUGGAGCUCCUAUGAGAUCAAGCUUUUGGCAAAAAACCCAGAGUUUCUCAGGGAAAUUGGUCGCAACUUCAAACAAUGGAUUGACCUAGGAGUCACUCCCACAUCACUUGCGGAGUUCAAGGUCACCUACAUUCCAAAGGCCAACAAGGUUUCCAAGGGCGUGAUCAAUAUCAAAGGUCUUAGGCCAAUCACUGUCUUCAGCGUAUGGUGGAGGAUUUUCUCUGCCAUGUGGAUCACUUCUCCAAUUUUGGAUUCAUUGCAAGCACAAAUGCCUAGUGACAUCAUUUGUAGACGUAGCAAAGGUCCUGAAGUCCAGGCCUGUGUGGCUGACGCUCUGCUUGGUAUUUGGAAGCAUGGAGCGACUUUGGAUUUUAGUCAUUGCUUUGACACGGUGGACAUCAUGAUGUUGAGAGAUGGCGUCAAAGAUGGCAUCCAGGCUCUCAGCCUGCAAUGUGUUAUGGAUGGGUUCCCAUUCCCAGCGAUGCAAUGUUCCGCCGUUUCCUUUGGGGAACUUCACGUGCAGAACAAAACCUUGCUGAUGCCUUCAUUGAGCAGUUGGAGGCAUACCAACUUCAAGAUCAUCACUUUGGAUCACAUGAAGAAGAUGAAGAACAACGAGCAGCACCUGGAAGAACAAGCCUCCAACUGGACCCACAUUUGGAAUCGCCCACACCCUGGCGAUGCGGCCGGCACACUCCACACACCUUGGCAGCCAGCAAAGCACCACCACACCCAGCUAUUGCAACCGUGGCUCCCGCCGCCCAACACUACGCAACCAACUUUACAAGUCACCACCAAACAGCUUAUACAAGCAGCUCGUCGCAGUCGAGGGAAGGCGGCCGGCGGCGAUGGUUGGCAAUCAGAGCACUUUUUGGCCCUUCCCAACACCUGGUGGGACUGUUUUCGAGACUUGUGGCACACCAUCCUCGACACAGCCCACAUCCCUCCAUCAUGGUUACAAACUUUGGUGGUCCUCCUCCCAAAGCCAACCGGCGGAACCAGACCAAUCAGCAUCACCGGCAUUGCUUGGCGAAUUGCUGCGUCAGCAACAGUACGGGCCCUAGCACCCUGGACCCACGACUGGGCAGCUCCUGCAUUGUGCGGCGGGCUCCCAGGCAGGGAUGGCAUUGCCUUGCACGUUCGCCUGUUUCAUGACCUUUUGGAGCACCAUGACGAGGAUUUCAUCGUUCUCUCCCAAGACCUCAGCAAGGCUUUCGAUACAGUCCACAUCAUGCAAGCGCUCACAGCACUUUCACACUAUGGGGCCCCCGAUUCCCUUUGUCAAACCAUCUUGGCUUUCUAUCAAGGCUGUCGACGGCUUUUCCUCUACAACGGCACUAUGUCGCCAACAUGGCAGGCAACAACCCACGGCAUCUUACAAGGGUGCCCCUUCAGCCCCUUGCUACUGGCCACUCUCAUGAACAUUUGGCACCAUGGCAUACACACGUUAACAGCACCAGCCACCACAGUCCACACUGGCAUCUACGUUGACGACCGCAACAUAUGGAUGCAUGGACCAAGCACACGUGAACUUCUCCCACAGAUCCUUGCCCGAUCUCGUGCAAUCGACGACAUUCUUGGCUUCCAGGAAAACACUUCCAAGACCCAACUCGCCACACCAAAUGAGCAACUCCUUCCCGUUCUGGACUCUCUCACACCCAACAACUUCCCCCCGGCUGGCGCCACCAGCACACUUUUGGGCUUGGUCUACAACCUCCGCACCAAGGAGGUCACUACACCAACCGCAACCACGGACAAAUUUAUCCAUCGAGCAAAACGCAUCCAGCAAGCAGUGCUUUGUGGACAACCGCUGGUCAUUGCCACUGAUGGCGGAGCGAAACAUGGACUAGCUACCUGGGCAGUUGCUGUCGAUACCGGCACUUUCGCCCGACCUCUACGUGGCGAAGACAACACGGCAAUGAUGGCAGAACUUACCGCCAUCUGGUGCGUCCUCAUCACCAUAAUUCUUGUUGUUGAGCAAUCACAAGCUCAGUGUGAUCUCCAGGUGAUCUUGGCAGUUGAUUGUCAAUCCGCCAUUGAUUUCUUGGACAGAGUGUUUGUCAGCCUGCUUCAGUUAAAUUGCAUCAUCAUCAUCAUCAUUGUGUGCAACAUCGGCCACUUUGACAACGAGAUUGCCAUGGAGGACUUGGAGAAUUUCCCUGGCAUCAAGGUUGAGAACAUCAAGCCACAGGUGGACCGCUUUGUGUUCCCUGAUGGCCACGGUGUGAUUGUCUUGGCAUCUGGCCGACUGGUGAACCUUGGCUGCGCCACCGGCCAUCCAUCUUUCGUGAUGUCCUGCUCCUUCACCAACCAGGUGUUGGCUCAGCUGGAUAUCUUGGAGAACUGCACCAAGAACAAGAAGUACAAGAACGAUGUGUACCUGCUGCCCAAGCAGUUGGAUGAGAAGGUGGCAGCUCUCCACUUGCCAUCUCUGGGUGCAAACCUGACAAAGCUCUCCAAGGAGCAGGCCGACUACAUCGGCGUCGGGGUGGAUGGUCCUUUCAAGCAGGACACCUACCGGACCUUUAGCUACAUAGGAAGUCAGCAGAGUGCGAACUUGUGUGAAAUGACGGAGGAGAGCUUGCGGCUGCUUGCGGCACAGCGUAUAGUGCGAUACGGAAUUAGUGAUGCUGUCCGAGAGGGUCAGAGAAGGACAUCCAUCGCAGAGGUUGAGGAUAUCCCUGAAGGAUGCCCGCAGCACUGGUCAGCACUGUCUCCUACAGUCCCAGGAAGUGCCAAGAGCGAGACAGGUGUCAAGAGCAGUGAGACAAAGCUGGGAUCUCGGUCUCUGACAUCUGCGGAGGAAUUUCGAUUGUUCCCUACCAUGAAGCUUGAUAGGCUGAAGGACUAUGGAGCUCGGGCAGCAGCUGAGUCGGUGGCGUCUGAUACGCAGGCCCUCAGCAGUGCAAAAGCCGCCACAGAGUCAGACAAAAAAGGCCAAGUCCCUGAGUCGCGAGGGCCGAGUUCAGCAGUGCAAAAGGCUGCCCCUUCAGCCCUCUCCUUGUUGGGCCAGAUGCGGCAGGCACUCUGCGACAGUCCGGUGAUGCCGAAGGCUGGGAGCACCGUUGCUCCCGGGCACUGCGGUUGCAACCUGUGCCUUGUGGUUGGGAGAGUGCUCUCAAUUUGCCAUUGCGGCGAUUUGGGGGCAGCUCCCGUGGCUUUUGCCACUGACAGACUUCGUGUUCUGUACAGUGAGCUGUUGGAUAUCUGCGCUCGGGGUCCUGUGCUACAGAACCUCGUUCAACCUCCACCUGUGGCAGCGGGUGGUGGUUUGAGGCCCCCAGCACCCCCGGUGAGGGUGCCUGCUGAGGGAGUACAUUCUCCCGAGGAUCCCGGCGCUGGAGGCGCUGCGGAAAAGAAAGAGACCCAGCCGGAGACAAACGAAGAGCGACGCGCUACACCUCUUGCCAAAGCAGCCCCUCCAGUCAUCCCAGCUCCUGCCGUCUUAACGCCACCUCCGCCACUGAGCACUCCGGCGGCGCCACCUCUUGCCCCAAAAGGACCUGAAAAAGAAGAGCCCGAAGGCCCGGCCGGCCUAGAGGAGUCAGACGAGUACACGUACGAGACCAUCGAUCCGGAGGAAGGAGUUGAGAAGGAGCCUGAAGAGAGAGAGAUCAGUGGUGGAGGAGACACCGCAGAAAGGGUCGCUGAAGACAAGAGGCUGCCAGCUGAGAGCAGCCGCAAAAGGGACAAAUCGAGAAGCCGUCGCCGAGAGAGACGCAAGACCGAAGAAGGGCGAGAGGAGAAUAGAGAGAAGAAGAGGAGAUCAAGGUCGAGGAGAAGGGAGCGAAGAGCCUCCCGGGAUCGUAGGGAGAGGUCACCCUCGGCGAGGGCAAGCCGAGGAGCAGAGAGACCUCGCUCUCCCGUGGGACCCCCCCCGUGGGCUGACAAGGGGGCGGGGAAGGGUGAGAUCCGAAAGAAGUCAAAAGGAAAGGAGAAGAGAGCAAGGGCAUACUCGGUGAUGCCCCCCAAGAGGCCAGCAGCAGCUGCUGCGAAAGUUCGAAGUGCCCUUCGACGACCAGCAGCGGCGGAAGGCGAACGCAAAGGGGAGGAGUCAGUCCCUCCCGGGGAAAGAUUCAAGAAAGGGGAGACAGUAGAGUUGGAGCAGCUCCCCAUUGGCGCCCUGCACGUGGGUGAUCUGUUGGUUUUUGAGGAUUGCAGCUAUUUUGGAGGACCGUGCAAGUGCGCGGGCCGCUUCCGAGAACUAUGCCAAGCCGAAGGAGGAAGUCGCCUCAAGAUUCACUUCACCGGGACGACUCACCCGGAUCUAUUAGCAUAUGCGACCGGGAUCCCCGACAGAAGUGGAGAGGUCCAUAUAUGCCCGUCAGGGUGUGUGGGAGAACCACAUUCUCCCGGUUUGGUUCAUUCGAAGCUGGUGAAGUUGAUCCAGAAAGCCAAGGAGGGAAAAGUAGAUUGGGAGCUCAACCUGGAGACAGAGACAGUGGACGAAUUGGAAGGGCUGCGAAAGAAAAAAGCGGAAUUAGAAGCCGCCCUAGCCGAGAAAGAGAAACAGGAGGAGAGGAGCAAGGGAGACAAGCGCUCCCGGUCAAAGAAAAGAAAGAGGCGGAGAUCCAAGAGGCGGCGAGAGGAGGAUUCAACCAGUGCCAGAGAGGGGAGAGAGAAGAAAGAGAAGUCACAAAAACCAAAGAGACGCUAUGGGGGACGCACCGUCGCGCGGAAGGACCUCGAGGCAGUGUAUGGGGGCACGGGGCUCGACCCCAGGAGCCGGGUGAGGCGUCGUGUCAUGCGAUAUGCCCGGCGCAAGACUCGCAAGAAAGCCUCCAGUUCCUCGACCAGCGAAGAGACGUCCUCCAGCGGGAAGUCAAGGAGUUCGGAGGAGGCCAUGGACAUGUUGAAGGACAUGAACAAGAUCCGCAACCUCCACAGGCAUGGCCCGGGGGUGCUCACUUCGAUGGGGAUCGCCAGAAUGAAAGAGACGGUGAUCGAGUUGGAAGGCAUCUGGAAGGAAGAGGACAAUUCCUUACCCCCCGUGGCCAUGAAAUAUGUCCGCAGCACUCUGGUGAAGAGUAUGAGUGGAGGCGCCCUCAAAGAGGCGAUGACGUUGGGGACCGUCCUCGACUUGAUGAUGAUGGGUCGCAUCAGCGAAGCCGCAGAUGUGGCAAUGCAGCGUCUCAAGGCCAUAGAGAAAGUGGCUCAGGGAAGCUCAUGGAGUUCGACGGAGAAACUGGAGCUUGUGGGCUCCGCGAACCCACAGAUCUCCACCAGAGGAGAGUUGACCGCAGCGGCCAAGGAAGCCAAGCUGGAUCAACAGAGCAAGGGCCCAGUGUCACCCUACAAGGGAAAAGGGAUGACACAAGAAGGAAAAGGCAAGAAAGGCAAAGGCGACGAAAAAGGAAAGGGCAAGAAAGGAUCAGAGAGCGACCGAGCAGGAAAAGAGAAGAGAGAAAAGUGA